This is a messenger RNA of Ceraceosorus guamensis, 3396 nucleotides long. RefSeq lists its product as hypothetical. The record is from RefSeq and is a predicted model, not a curated record. The coding region runs from base 1 to 3396 and encodes 1131 amino acids. The transcript has 4 exons. Lineage: Eukaryota; Fungi; Basidiomycota; Exobasidiomycetes; Ceraceosorales; Ceraceosoraceae.
AUGGACUUUAGCUCCGUGCCCAGAUCCGGCGGAGCCAAGUACGGAGGAAGCGCAAGGAAGAGGGCUCGACUGUCCACCACCACCACCACCCGCGUCGACGAUCCCCUCACUCCGACGCUAUCCCGCUCAGGUCGCACCAGCAGCAGCAUCGAUAAGCGGUCGCUUAGGCAUACAGACAGGAACGAUCGUGCGACAUCUCCCGACGAGGAGGAGGAGGAGGAGGAUCCGCAAGGCGGUGUUGAUGCGCAUCCGUCGCCCUCUGCACGUCGAAAGCUUGCGUCUGCCUCUUCACCUGCUGCUUCGAGCAAGCAUGCGCUGGAUCUGCUCUACGACGAGUCCAGCCUGACUCGCCAUACCGUUAGUCGCCUCUCGGAUAGACUCGGCUCCAGUCGCUCUCGCCCGACACUCCAUCGCCACUCAUCAUCACUACAGCGCAUGCCCAAUGCCGCUUCUGAGUCGGAGUCGGCCCCCCCAGCAAGGCGAUAUGAUCAAGCACGGCAGCGUCAGCCUUCUCUACAGCUGUCGUCAGAACGAGAUGAAAGCGUCGUAGGCGAUGCGCACGAGGCGCACCACCAGUUGCGCCAGCCUACAGCAACUCUUCUGCCGCAGCCGCAUACGCGCAGCCCUGCUAGGCGAAUGGCCCAGAUCCCCACAACAUCGCUGAUGCAUCUUCACUCGCCUACGCCCGCCCCCUCGUCGAGCGCACAAAGCGCUGUUGGCGCAGUGCUCUCCAGUCCUAGCACAACGAACAAAGCACGUGACGGCGCCUUUGCAAUGGAGGUAGAUGCUUUGCUGGAUGCCACGGCUAGUAGGAGUAGCGCGCCUGUCCCUGCAACCCAACGCAAGAGUCUCGCUUCCAGGAUGGCUCCUCGCAAAGCGGCAAACGCUGGUCUAGACUCGAUGCUGAGCACAGAGUCGCAGCCGCUGCCACCAGUAGGCUCGCAAGAUGAAAGCAUGGACGCAUACCCGCACUCUGUGUGGAGGAACGCAGAGUCUCAACCAGUCGUCGCUCUGUCGCGCUCUCCAUCUCCAUGCUUGGAGCGACCUAGCGCUUCGCAGUCCAGUCCAAGCUCUACGCACACUUCGCCCGCCAAGUCCGCGCUGGCUCAGAGGAAACGCGCUCUGGGAGUGUCGGGAGUCGGUGCGAGAAGGACUUAUGCGGCUUCGAGGAGCUUCUUGGCGGAGGCCGACCCCGCCUUUUUGCCUCCGGAUGCUGAGCUCGAUCUCAACUCUGGUGUAGGUGACGCGGGUCAGCAAUCGGCCACCUCACCACAGCGAGAGGCACCGAGCACCAGCAGAGGCUUUCUUGCUCGUCACAAUCUAGCUGUUCGCGCAUCAUACAAGGAGUUGAAGGCCAAAUUUGCAGAGGGUGAUGAGGAGGAGGAGGAGGAGGAUGGUCCAGACGCUCCACGCAGAUCGCUGGCGCUUCGCUCCGUCACCAACCUCCGCUCAGCGGGUGAGCAGAGGCGCUUCGACGAUGAACUCGAGUACCUACUUUCAGGCCUGGACGCCAGUCAGCCACUCUCGCUUCGGCGCACUUCAUGCAUGGACAUCAUCAAGCGGAUAUGCACGAAAGAGGCAGCAGUCAAGAACGGCUUCUUGCGAGGCUUGCUCGCACACUCUGAUCAGGCUCGCAAUGGCAUCGUCCGGCUCUGGGAUUGCUUCCGCAGCGCUCGGGUGGAGAGCAUCACUGACGUCAUCUUGUUGAUGCACCUUGCUAGAGCCAGCGAGACCCAUGCGCUUGCCAAUGCGCUGUUGACUACUCGCUCAGAAGAGAUCACGGCCCUACUGCGCCGUGGGUUGGACCCCGCAGGACGAGGAGACGGAUCUGCUGAUCCCUUCGAUAAGCGCGGCCCGAACGGAGACUUGACCGCGCUCGCAGAUGGAAUACGAGAUUCCAGGAUCAUCUCGUCUCGCGAAAUGAGCCUCAGCCUACGCAAUCUCACUCUCUGCGUCAUCAUUCGCAUCUGCGCACUGCCUCUUCGACCAGGCUUUGUGCCAUAUGCAGCGCUCCUCGAGGAGGAAACCGACACGAAUGGACCAAGCCCUGUUCGCAUGAUUGUCGCUUGCCUCCGCCAUGAAGCAGUAAAAUGCCGCACGCGCCUGCAAGCCGCCUCAAGAGGCGUUGACAUUUUCUCGGCGAGGGAAUCUUCUAGUCAGCGGCCGGAUAUUCCAUUCGUCUGCCAAGCGCUUUUCCUCCUCGUUCGCGUGACGGAGCACGAUGAGCAAGCGAUUUGCCCGACGGAUGAACGACGGGACAUCGCAGAGCUCGUGCGCGACUUGUCCGCGCUGUUGUGCUUCCUGGAGUUGGCAGUGGCAAAGCAGAGCACGGCUGCUCCUGCGUCGCCCGUGAAGAUGACGCGCUCGCAGUCUCAAAGCCCUUCGAAACUUGCGCACGCAUCGCCCCACCGGCUUGAAGUCACUUCAGCUGAGGCUGUCAUCCAUCUAUUGGGUCUGCUUAACCAUCUCUGCGAGCAGCAACGAGACGUAGGGCACGGCGAAUGGGUGAAAGCGGUCGCUUCAGCCUCCUGUUUCGUCAUUCCGCUGCUGAGACUGAUACUCGGCGUGCCUGCUUUCUUGAGAUCUCAACGUGCCCAGAUCAGCAUGGGAAAAUCGAAUUCGCCAGACUCGGAUGAUCACUCAGAUUGCAGCUCAACCCCUCCGUCGCACAUUCCAAAGGCGGUGGAAGCGGCCUUGCUGCAAGAUCUUGUUGGUGCGGCGCUGGGACUUCUCAUCACCCUACUGGAAUCGGCACCAGAGUUGAUGCGUCACAAUCUCGCCGGCACACUCAUCAGCCUCUCCUGCGACCGGCGCAAAUGCGUCGAAAGGUGCAGGUGCGAGAGAAGGUGGCAACAGCCUGCCAUCGAGCUGCUCGCUCGGCUUUUCUUGACGGAGCGCCGCGCUCUGCACAGCGACGCUGCCUUUGAGAAAGACGAGGAAAAUGAUCAGCAGCAGUGGCGAGCUGAACACUCAAAGGAUCACGAUGAUGCUUCGGCUGCCGGAGCUUCCUUCCUGUCUGGGUGCAUAGCCGUUGCUCUCUCCUUGAGUGUCGUCGGCCAUCCCUCCAAUUUGGCUUCUCUGCUACGCGGACUCGGCUCGAGCGGUGUGACUUCAUCUAGAAGCCCUGCAGAGGGCUUCACGCCAAGCUCUGCGCUUGAACCUCUGAUUUCCAGUCUGGAAGAUUUCGCCCACUGGAACGACGCGGUGCAGCGCAGAGCUCUAGCGGAAGUCAUCGCUGAUGAAGAAGAGGACCCUACGGAUGUUGACGACGCACGACAACCCCAGGAACACUCUGGUCAGUUUCGCGGACCGGCCGGGCCAGAUGCUGAGAGUCAGUUCCUGUGGGAGCGUGUCGAAGACAUGCGAAAGGUUUCUGCAUCUAAUUCGUCGCAAUAG